This is a messenger RNA of Microthlaspi erraticum, 414 nucleotides long. NCBI's taxonomy places the organism in Eukaryota, Viridiplantae, Streptophyta, Magnoliopsida, Brassicales, Brassicaceae. The record is from the annotation of a GenBank genome assembly.
AUGAGCCGACUUCCCCCAAGCAUGUGGUGUGUCGUGCCGAUUGGAUAUAACUCAUCUUAUCCAUUAAGAUGCUGGGUGCUUCUGUCUGAUUGGUCAGCUCUUGAUCCAAUCCGUUUCUGCAUCUCUCCACUUGCUUCUCAUCCACUCCUGAAGCUACUCUCUCUCAGUAGUUGGUGUUGCAUCCUGAUUCGUCCAAGUCAUUUCGUCUCCAUUGAGCACCUCAAUGUCUCGUCUGAUUGGUUUGGACGAUUCUUGUCUCUCAUGAGCAGCUGGGUGUCUCUCCCUGAUAGCAUUAGGUCUUCUUGGAGCUUAUCCACGCCCUCUCUCCUCUUUAGCAGCUGGUGUCGUUGCCCAAUUGGCUUAGGCUUGCUUCGUCUUCAUUCGGUAGCUGGAUGUUGCUACAUGAUUGGCUGA